UCUCGUGAACAUGCUAAAUUAGCUGGAACCGUCAACACUGGCUUUUCUGGCAGAGUUUUAGUGUUCAUUAUGGAUGAAAAGCGAUUAGCUUUAUUUCCGCACUGGAAUACUGUCAUACCAAAGGUGUGAGGACUUUGGGAAAAAGUUAUAUGUAUAGCUGCAGUCCAGGACGUCAGGUCUGUGGGUCCAUGUUGAGACAGUGAGAAUGGCUUUCACAGACACAGCCAUAAUUCUCAUCGUCAUAGCAGUCCUAGGAACGCUAACCAGAUGUCAGGGGAGCCUGGUUAAAGACAACUCUCUGCUGAGGUUCACCCAUCAUUUAUAUAAUGCCAGCAUUUAUGAGAACUCUGCCCCCAGGACCUAUACUGAAAGCCCGGUCCGAAUGGGCAUCAUACUAUCUGAUCCCUUCUGGGAUGUUAAGUACAAGAUUGUCUCUGGUGAUGAUGAUGGCCUUUUCAAAGCCGAGGGGGUAACCGUAGGAGAUUUCUGCUUUCUGAGAAUCAAAACCCGAAGCAGCAACUCAGCUGUGCUAAACAGAGAGGUACGAGAUAUUUACACUCUCACCAUCGAGGCUACAGAAAGCACCUAUGACAACCGAGCUAGAACAAAGGUAUCAAUCCAAGUGCUUGAUACAAAUGAUCUGAAACCGCUCUUCUACCCUGCCUCUUAUCAUGUGCUAAUCAAAGAAGACACACCGAUCAAGUCGAGUCUGGUGGGAGUAAGUGCAACGGAUGCUGAUAUUGGCAGCAACGCAGAAUUUUAUUACUCAAUCACCACUAGAUCACACCCCUUUGCUGUUGAUCCUUUCACAGGGACCGUUACACUUAUCAAGACACUUGACGCCAGUCAGAGAGACAGGUAUGAGCUGACUGUGCUGGCAGAGGACAGGGCAAAGAAAAUCUCUGGCGUACAGAAGUUUGGAAAUGUAGCAAAGGUUGUUGUGACCAUACAAAACGUGAGAGAAAACUUUACCCUCAUCACACCCUCCAGUGCAGCGACUCCACAAACGGAUGAUGACAAAAUAAGUUUGAACAUCAAAAUGGAACCCAAGGAGAAGGAGAAAGUGGCAUCUUUAAGUAUAGUUGAAGGAGAUCCACUGAAGUGCUUUCAGUUUGUUCCAUCGAUGUUGCAUGAUGGUGGCUUUCAACUGGUCUCAACAAAAUGGAUUGAUUGGUCGCAAAACCCAUUUGGACUAAACAUUUCCCUUCAAGCCAAAGACAGAGGAAACCCUCCUUUGCUAACACCAAUAAAAACUGUGCAUAUCCCUCCACCUCCUCAAGUUAAACCUUUGACAUUUGAACAAGAACUCUAUUAUGUCACUCUCAGUGAAUUUUCUCCCCCGAAAAGUCAGGUAGUUAGAGUAUCUGUAGGUUUGAGUUUCAAAAAUAUAACCUACAGCAUCAAAGAAAACCUGGAUAGCUAUAAAUUCAAAAUUAGCGCCCAAACUGGUGUGAUUAUGAUUUCUCAGACUCUUGACUUUGAGAAGCACCAUCACUAUGAGUUUGAUGUCACAGCAAAUGAUGGAGAAGCGUUUACCCGUGUCGUUGUGGAUAUUAUUGAUGAAAACGAUAAUUCCCCCAGGUUCAUGUUGCCCUCAUACCAGGCUUCUCUGCCUGAAAAUGUCCCAAUCGGAACAAGCAUCUUUGCUGUCUCUGCUAUUGAUGUGGACAAAGAUAAUAACGGUUUUGUAACAUACUCCAUAGCAAACACAGGUUCUGUUCCUUUCAUUAUAGACCCAAUGACCGGUGUGAUUUCGACCUCUCAUGAGUUUGAUUAUGAGCUCAUGAAGAGAUGGUACCACCUGAGAAUCUGGGCCUCUGAUAGUGGAAGCCCUUUCAACAGAGUAAGCGAAUGCUCCGCAACCAUCACCAUGACCAACGUCAAUGACAAUGUUCCAGUGUUUGAGCGGGUGGCAUGCAAUGCCUCUAUACCCCAAGACUUUGCUGUAGGGGAGAGUAUUGUAGAGAUGUCAGCACUCGAUCUGGAUGAGCUGCAGCAGAUCAUAUACAGGAUAGAGUCUGGGAAUGAUGAUGGACUGUUUGCAAUUAACCCUGUUUCUGGCUCUGUUAAACUUGCUAAAGCAAUUCCCUCAAAUAACGAAGGCACAGAAAAUCCUUUAUAUAUACUUAAAAUAACAGCAACAGAUGGCAAAUAUAGUGCCGACCCCAACACUGUGACUGUGCGUAUCACAAGCAAGGGUGAAGGCGCCAGCACACACUGCGAGGAGACUGGAAUUACAAGGCAGUUGACAGAGAAGCUUAUUGAGUCAUUUAAGCCGUCUCUCAAUUCCAAAGAAGAAGAGUACAUCUCAGAUGUUCAUAUAAUUAACCAGUACCCUCCGAAGUUUAUUAUGGGUACACCAAGCUCGAUUGACAUCAGGGAAGACUUUGCUCUCAAUAGAUCUGUGUUGCAGUUUAAUGCCACUGACAAUGACUCUGGCUUUAACAGAAAGCUUGUCUAUGCAAUUUCCAGUGGAAACGAGGAUGGAUGUUUUACUAUUGACAUGAACACAGGUGAACUGAAGGUAAUCAGUGCUUUGGAUAGAGAGCAAAAAGAGUUUUACAUUCUCAACAUAACCGUGUAUGACCUGGGAUCUCCACAAACCUCUACGUGGAAGCUUCUUGCUGUUAAUGUUCUUGAUGCAAACGAUAAUCCUCCGUUAUUUUCUCAGCCAAGAUAUGUUGUGAACAUCCCAGAAAACACAGAGGUUAACAAAAGCAUAUUCAAAGUCAAUGCAAUCGAUCUUGACUCUGGAGACAAUGGAGCAUUUAAAUAUUCGUUGUUAACCUUCACCGAUUUGUUUAAGAUUGAUGAAGUCACAGGGGUGGUGAAGGUAACUGGGCCUUUAGACAGAGAGACUUUUAGUAGAUAUGACCUAACAAUUGAGGCCAGAGAUCAAGCCAAGCUGGACCCACAGCUUUUCUCAUUUACAGAUCUGAUGGUCGUCCUGGAGGACAUCAAUGACAAUCCUCCAAAGUUUGUACCCACAGUCUAUAGGAUCAAAGUUCCUGAGGACGUUCCUCCAGGCACAGUGCUGUUAUGGGUCGAAAGCUUUGAUUUAGAUCUGGAGAGUGGAGGUCUUAUAAGCUACAACCUGAAGAACAGCGAAGCAGGGAUGUUUUUCCUGGAUACAUCCACAGGGUGCUUGACUCUGGAGCAUGAACUGGACUUUGAGAAGCAGGAGUUUUAUAAUCUAACUGUUCGCGCUGUAGACCACGGAAAGCCCCGGUCUUUAUCAUCUUCAUGCUUUAUUGAGGUUGAAGUGUUAGAUGUAAACGAAAACCUGAACCGGCCCCUUUUCACCCAGUUUGUGCAUAAAGCAGCCGUUAUGGAGGAUGCUACAGUAGGAACCUCAGUAUUGACACUAACUGCUGUAGAUAACGACCUGAGACAAGAUGGAGUAGUUGGAUAUUACAUCCAUGAUGGCUCAGGGCUUGGCAUCUUCACAAUUGAGGAAGAAACAGGUGUUAUUCGGACCGCAGGCCUUCUGGAUCGUGAAGCUGUGCCACACUAUUGGCUGACAGUUUAUGCAAAAGAUCUGGGCACUGUACCACUGGUAUCCUGGACCGAGGUCUACAUUGAAGUUUGGGAUAUUAAUGACAAUCCUCCUGAGCUGUCCCAGCCUGUCUACUUUGGCUCAGUGCAAGAGAAUUUGCCAAAGGACAAAUCUGUGCUAAAAGUAUCUGCUACAGACAUGGACAAGUCCUCUGAGGGGAAGCUAGCUUUCCAGAUCCUUGAUUCUCAGCGCGUAUAUUUCACCAUUGACACAAAAACAGGUGUUAUCAGCACCCUUGCUCCCCUGGACCGGGAGCAAAAAGCAGAGCAUAUCAUUGAGGUCACGGUAUCAGAUGAAGGGGCCCCUCCAUUAAGAUCGACUGCAACCGUAGUCAUUGAAGUCCUAGAUGAGAAUGAUAACAGCCCUCAGUUCAGCCAUAAGCUUUUCCAGGUAAAACUCCCUGAGCGGCAGAGCACGGUUGAGCCUCAGGAGAUCUACAGGAUGGUGGCCCGUGAUGAUGAUGUGGGGCCCAGCGGCAUGAUCACUUACAGUCUGGAAGACGGCAGUGAGGAUCGUUUUGAUAUUCAUCCUGAGACCGGGGUGGUGACAGCUAGAGGAGAGUUUGUUCGGGGCAACUACAGUAUUCUGACGAUUCAAGCAACAGACCAUGGCCACCCUCCAAGAAUGUCUAAGGCCCGUCUGCAUGUUGAAUGGCUGCCUCAACCUGAGCCCAGCUCCGAUGUGCUGGCUUUUGAUGAGCCCCCCUUCAACUAUGUGGUGAUGGAGACAGAUCCUGUCACUGACAUGGUGGGAAUCAUCCGAACAGAGAUCCCGAAGAACCUGCUCUUGUUUGACAUUAUCGGUGGUGAUGAAAAGCAGGACUUCUACAUUGAGAAGAACACAGGGAGCAUUGUGAAAGCUAGACGUCUGGAUGCCGGCAGAAAAUCUCAUUACAACUUAACAGUCAGAGUCACAGAUGGAUUUCAGGCCAUAACCACUCAGGCCUACAUUCAAGUAGUGGAUAUAAAUGAGCAUCGGCCCAUGUUCUUGAAGAGCCUCUAUGAGGUGAGAGUGCCAGAGGACACAUCUCCAUGGAAGGAGAUCCUUCACAUCAGUGCCCAUGAUGUAGAUGCCAACAGUGGACUCUAUUACUCCAUCCACAGCAGUCUUAACCCAGACAGCCUCAAGUACUUUCACCUGGACCAAAGGAGCGGCGUGCUUGUCAUGAAAGAGGAGCUAGACUACGAGACCAUCUCCACUCAUACUCUGAUUGUGAUGGUACGAGAUGAGAAGAUCCCAAUAAAAAAGAACUUUGCGAAGGUUGUUGUGCAUGUAGAAGACUGUAAUGACCACAACCCAUCGUUUCUGAUUACUCAUUAUGAGGGCACCAUGAGUAAUCUUGCACUCACUGGCACUGAAGUGCUAAGAGUCAAAGCCCUGGAUAAGGACACAGGGAGCAAUGCUGAGAUUGUUUAUUCCUUUCACUCUGGUGGGAAUGUGGAUGGUGCCUUUGAAAUCGACCAGGAUACAGGAAGCAUUUGUGUGUGUGAUGCAUUAGACAAACUUCCGCAGGAGCAGUAUCACCUCACAGUAAAAGCCACAGAUCAGGGCUUUCCCCAGCGCAGUGCCCUUUGCCCCGUUACCAUCACUGUAAAGCUGUCUGAAUUCACACCACCCAGGUUCUCCUCCGAAGAAUACAUCACUGAGAUAAGUGAGACCAUGCCUCCUGGCUCCCCUGCACUGUCUGUCUCCGCCAGCUGCCCGUCUUCAGUGAUGUACAGGAUCAAUGAUGGCGACCCCAAUGGGACGUUCCACAUCAACAUAAACUCUGGACUCUUGUCUGUCCGAAACGCACUCGAUUUUGAGCAACACUCCUCCUACCGUCUGACAGUAAGAGCUACAAAUACAGCGGGAGUCUCAUCUGAUGCAGUGGUUUACAUUUAUGUGAUAGAUGAAAAUGACAAUGCCCCUGUUUUCCAUCAGGACACUUAUUAUGGGCAAAUUAGUGAGUCUGCACCCGUCAACAGCAUGGUAACUGGGGAGAACAACACCCCCUUAGUGAUUAAGGCGUCAGAUGCAGACAAAGACACAAAUGCUCUUCUGAUCUUCCAAAUCCUUGAACCUGCAGCUCAGAAGGCAUUUAAAAUAGAUCCAAGCAUGGGUACCAUCUCCUUAAAGUCUACGGUUGACUUUGAGGCAACACCUGAAUUUUUCUUCAGCGUUCAGGUGUGGGAUUCUGGUGAGCCACCGCUAAGUGCAUCCAAGCCUUGCAGAGUAAACAUUCGUGUCCUGGACAUUAAUGAUUGUCCUCCCAAAUUUGCUUUACCUGUAUAUGAAACUGCCCUCACCUUACCGGUUUUUGAAGACAUGAAUGUAAUCCAAGUGACAGCUCAUGAUGCAGAUUCAGCAGUGGCCUACAUUAUUUCGGAGAGUACUAAUAAAAAUGCUUUUAAAAUAGACCAGUCCACUGGAAUCAUCUCAGUGAAUGAUUCGUCUGAAAUGCAGUCCAAUAAUGAGUUAAAGAUCACAGCCUCAGAUGGGUUAUAUAAAGACACUACCAUAGUGAAAUUCAAUAUCACCAAUGCAACAAAGAGUAGUCUGAAGUUCGAGGACAGGAUGCAUGUGGCCACUGUACUGGAGAACAGUACGUCUAUUAAAAUGUUAGCUGUUCUGAAAGCAACAGGUAGCUACCUGAACGAGCCCUUGCAGUACACCAUCUUGAACCCACAUGGGAAGUUUGCAGUGGUUCCAUCGUCUGGAGUCCUGCAGACCACCGGCGUUCCGUUUGACCGGGAGGAACGGGAUAAGUAUGAUGUCGCUGUGGAGGUCCGAGACAUGAGGCAUCCACCACGUGUGGAUAUCACUCAUGUUAAGGUCUAUAUAGAUGAUAUCAAUGACAAUGCCCCAGAAAUAUCCAAUUUGCCUCAUUCGCUGAUGAUAACGGAUGAAACUGAACCAGGAGAUGUUCUCUUUCAAGUGCUAGCGACUGACAAUGACUCCGGUGAGAAUGGAUCUAUACUAUUUUCACUGGAGGACGAUUUCAGUCUCUUCAGAAUCGACCAUUAUCUUGGAGAUGUGUCACUACUAAGAUCUUUAGAUUUUGAGUCUGUGAAUAAAUAUGUUCUCACUGUACUGGCAUCAGACGAGGGUGAGAUGAGCCUGUCAGCAGCCGGGACGCUGUACGUCCAAGUGCAAAAUCGUUCUCAUCCGAUAUUCCAAAGCCUGUACUACCCAUUGAAAUUACCUGAGAAUAUUAAGCCAUUUACAACAAUCCUGCAUGUGCAAGCAAGAAAUCCUGAUGGAUACCGCCUCAUCUACAAUCUAGAGGAAGACAACGCCUCCAGGUUUUUUAACAUCGAUUUCAAAACAGGGGUCUUAAGUGUCACUGAUUUCCUAGACUUUGAGACUCAAACAAAGCAUAUUUUGACUGUUCGUGCCACGGAUUCGGUGACUGGUACCUUUGCCGAAGCCAAAGUAGAGAUUGAUGUGGAAGAUAUAAACGACAAUGCCCCUGUCUUUCAGAGUCUGUCUUAUGUUACAGAUAUGUCUGAAGGCCUUCCAAUAGGCACAUCUGUUUUACAAGUCUCAGCUUUUGACAAAGAUUCAGGCAGGAAUUCAGAUAUAACUUACCAGUUGGUUGACAAAGAAAAUGAGUUUUUUGAAAUCGACCCACUAAGUGGGAUUUUGGCGACAUCGCAAGUAUUGGACUAUGAAACCACACAACAGUUCACUCUGAAAGUUAAAGCCACAGAUAAAGGUGUACCACCUCUCAGCGGUGAGGCUCAAAUCAUCGUGAACGUCAUAGAUGUCAAUGAUAACCCUCCAGAUUUUAACGAGCCGUCUUAUCGGGCCUCUCUUGAUGAAAAGGCCACUUGUGGCCACAUCAUUAUCAAAGUUCAGGCUUCAGACCCCGAUAAUAAGGAUGACCUCCAAUAUAAGAUCCUGUCAGGCAAUGAAGGGAGAUAUUUCUCUAUUAAUGAAUCAUCUGGACUUAUCUCAUUCUCGAAUGUGUGCAAGAGAAACCUGGAUCCAUUUUAUAACCUCACUGUUGCAGUUUCCGACGGCGUGUUUCAGAAGACUGCCCCUGUUAACAUUGACAUGACAAACGGCAACAAGCAUAGCCCCAAUUUUAGCCAGAACAUUUACGAGGCAGAUCUGGCAGAGAAUGCAGAAGUGGGAACUCGUGUGAUCCGAUUGGCUGCUAUUGACCCAGACGAUGGUCCAUACGGCAGUGUCGAUUACACCAUCAUUAACAAGCUUGCUGAUGAGAAGUUCUCUAUCGACGAAGACGGACAAAUUGUGACUUCUCAGUCUUUGGACAGAGAAAAUCCAUCGCAACGAGUGAUCGCAAUUAAGGUCAUGGCUAAGGACGGUGGAGGAAGAGUGGGGUUUUGCACUGUAAAGAUUAUUCUAACAGAUGAGAAUGAUAACGCCCCUCAGUUUAAAGCCUCGGAGUAUCAGGUUUCCAUUCAAUCCACGGUGAACAAAGGCUCGCCGGUUAUACAGAUAAUGGCUUAUGACGCAGAUGAAGGCAAAAAUGCUGAUGUCACUUACACAGUAGAAGAAGCGGAAGAGGUUACGGAAGAUAUUAUUGAGCUCAACCCUUUUACCGGAGUGGUCAGCAUCAAAGAGAGUCUGGUUGGUUUGGAGAAUAAGAUUUUUAGCUUCAAAGUUAAGGCUCGAGAUGGAGGCAUUCCUUUUUACAACUCCUCUGUGCCAGUACAGGUCAAGGUGGUCCCACCGGAGGUCACUCUACCCCAGUUUACGGAGCCAUUGUACUCGUUCUCAGCAUCUGAGGACCUCCCUAUCGGAUAUGAGAUAGGCACAGUCAAGGCAGACACUGACAUGCCACUGAUAUACAGUUUGGUGAAUGGCAACACUAUAGACAGCAACAAAGAACAUGUUUUUGCUGUUGACAAAGACAGCGGUACUCUUGUAAUGCAGAAGAACAUUGACCAUGAAAAAACCAAGGUAUACAAGAUUGACGUGAUCGCUCAAGGAAAUCACAAUGGCACCGAUGUAGCAUCUCUUGUAUCUGUUCACAUAGAGGUUCAAGAUGUUAAUGACAAUCAACCUGUGUUCGAGGCUGACCCCUAUGAGGCCUUCCUGGCUGAGAAUUUGCCCCCUGGCACCACAGUCAUUCAAGUGACAGCUAAUGAUGUAGAUACAAACGUCAAUGGAGAAGUCUCAUAUACGCUUGAGCCGGACUCAGAUGAUAUUGGUGACAUGUUUACCAUUGAUUCACAAACUGGCUGGAUUACUACCUUAAAGAAGGCUGAUUCUGAGACCAAACAGCUUUAUAGGUUGUCUGUUGUGGCCACUGAUCAUGGGGACACUGUCAAACUAUCCUCUUCAGUACUAGUUGAGGUUACUAUCACAGACGAAAAUGAUAACCCACCUCAGUUUACAGAGGAACUGUACCAAGGGUCCAUCCUGGAGAACAGCAGGCCUGGAGAAACCAUUGUCACUCUGACGACUGCUGAUAAAGAUGUGUCUGCAGAAAAUAGACAGAUUGUAUGUUAUAUAACAGAUGGAGACCCAUUGGGCCAAUUCUCAGUCACAGCAGCAGGUGAGGAGUGGACAGUGAUUUCCAAAAGUCCGCUUGACAGAGAAGACAAAGACAAAUAUACUCUUAACAUAAUCGCCACAGAUGGAAGGUUUCAAACAUCUGCUAAUGUGGAGGUCCAUGUUCUUGACCUCAAUGACAACAGCCCUUUGUGUGAGCAAUUACUUUAUACUGAGGCCAUCAUGGAGAAUUCCCCAUCGGGCUUGUUCAUCCUAAAGAUCUCUGCUUCUGACCCCGACAUUGGAACAAAUGGCCAAGUGUCAUUCACUCUUCAUGGACCUAAUGCAGACAAGUUCCAUCUUGACUCCAAAACUGGAGAGCUGUUCACGCUUGCUGUCUUGGACCGGGAGCAGGAAACAGAAUAUGAUCUUGUUGUCAAAGCGACUGAUGGCGGUGGCCGCUCUUGUCAGGCAGACGUCACACUCAUGGUGCAAGACAUGAACGACAACCCACUUGCAAUGUGAACAUCCAUCAGAGGUAACACUUUAUUUUGAUAGUGAUCAGUGUGUCCGCCUGUCAUCUAUGCCAAAGACCCAGACACAGGUAUAAACUCAGAGGUGAGAUACUCUCUUCAAGGUGCCGACAGCGGCUUCUUCUCCCUAGAUGAAAUCUCAGGCAUUCUGAGACUGGAGAGAUCUCUAGCUGAUGAAACCAAGGCCACUUAUGAGAUGAAAGUGAAAGCCACUGACCGAGGCCUCCCUCGCCAACUUUUCUCCUUCGCCACCAUUACAGUACACGUGGUCGUCCUGAGUGACUACCAGCCAUUGUUUCUUAGCUCGGAGUACUCUGUACAGAUCCCAGAAUCAUUGCAGAUCGGGUCGGAGGUGAUCAGUGUGUCCGCCCUCACCAAAGAUGACACUGAAAGCGAGCCUGUGCGUUACAACAUCAUCUCUGGCAAUGAAGACGGCCGAUUCAAGAUAAACCCCAUGACAGGCAAAUGAAAAAUAAAAAUAAGACCAGAUAUACACUGGUGUCUGACGCUGAUGGCUAUUGCAAGGGGUAAACCAUUGCUCAGUGAUAUCGCCACGGUUAUCAUCAAUAUCACAGACGUCAACGACAACCCGCCUGUCUUUAACCACAGUAGCUACAGUAGCGUGAUUGCAGAGGACAUAACACCUGGGGACAUGGUUCUGCAGGUAAGAGCCAUCGACCUUGAUGGGCCUCCAAAUAACUUCAUCAUUUACUCUAUUGUGAGCGGUGAUCCAAAGCAGCAGUUCAGCAUCGAUCCUCACACCGGCCACAUAACCGUGCGCUCCAUGCUGGACAGGGAAGAGAUAACGCACUACUCAUUAACCAUGCAAGCUGCCGAUGAAGGCGAUCCCCCUUUAUCCUCCGCCGUCCAGGUGACAGUGACCGUAUCUGAUGUCAACGACAGCCCACCGAUGUUCUCGCAGAUCAAUCACAGCCUCGUCCUUCAGGAAGGGGAGGCUGUGGGCAGUGGAAUUCUGCAGCUGCUGGUAACAGACAGAGAUACGCCUCAGAACGGCCCUCCGUUCUCAUUCCAUAUUGUCUCGGGAAAUGAGGACAGGAGCUUUCACAUUGACCAAGGAGGACUGCUGUCCGUAUCCUCCCCACUGAGGAGGAGAGGCAAGCCUCAGCAUCUGCUAAAAAUCCAGGUCACUGACAGCGGCCACCCUCCUCUUUCCUCAAUAUGCGUGGUGAAAAUCAACAUCACAGAGCAGAGCCGAUAUCCACCCACUGUGACUCCGCUAGAGGUUUUCAUCACCACCGCUGGUGGGGUGUUCUCGAAACGUGUCAUCGGCAAGCUGCACGCCACGGACCAAGAUCCCCAAGAUGUCCUAUCUUACAAACUGGUUUCUGAUGGCCUGGACCAAGGCCUGUUCUCUAUGGACGCAGUGGAUGGAAAGAUCGUGGUGGAGAAGAACCUGGAUCCAGGCCUGUACCACUUGAACGUGAGCGUGUCCGAUGGGAAAUUUAACAUCUGGGCGGGAGUGAAGGUCCAUGUUUGGGCUCCCUCUAAACACGAUCUGGAUCAGGGCUUCACGUUGCAGUUGGCUGGACUUUUGGCGGAAGAGUUCGUGUCCGAUCACUGGAGAGGCCUCCAGCGCAGCCUGGGCUUGGAGCUAAACAUCCCCAGACAAGAGCUGCGCAUUGCCAGCUUGCAACAGCAGCCGAACUCUAUCAACAUGGAGGUACUGCUGGUCCGGAGAGCUCAGGACGGCUCCGUCCAGCCCGUGUCUGCUCAGCGCCUCACUGGGGUCCUUUCAACUGUAGAAGAUACGCUGGGUUUGAACGUCUUGAGACUGAAGCAUGAUGGUUGUGUGGGCGCUGGUUGCCCACCUCGGGGUUGCAGGAACGCUGUAGUGAUGAGGCAGGGGAGAAUGAGUAACUACGCCACCGCACGGGCGAACUUCAUCACUCCGCAGCACAGCUGGGAGAGCGUGUGCUCUUGCAAUGAAUCUGCUGUGAGAUUUGACGGCAAGGGUUAUCUGAAAUACCUCUAUCAAAUGGAAGAGAGCAAAGAAAACUUCCAUCUGUCCCUUCGACUCAAGACGUCUGCAGCAGAGGGCACAGUGAUGUCCUCCAAUGCCUCUGACUGGGGAAAAUUAGAGCUGGUGGACAAGGAGCUGUGGCUCAGAUAUAGAUGUGGCAACAUGCUCCCUGCCAGUCUGCAUGUGGCCAACCACCCUGUGGCUGAUGGCCGCUGGCACCACGUCUCUCUGGAGGUCAACGGCUCAACCCUUAGACUCGCAAUUGAUGCCAGCCACUCCAACUCUGUGGUUCUGCCUCAGCCCUGCAGGCUCAGUCAGUCCGGUGGAGCCCUGGUGCUGGCCAACUCCAAUCCCAGCACAGAUGCAGUGGGACUGGGCUUCACCGGCUGUUUGGAGAGCGUACAGUUCAACGGAGAGGCGGUGAGAGGAGAGGAGGGGAUGACAGGAACUGGCCCGCAGACCGGCAGACUCUUUGGGAUCUACCAGUGCUGCUCUGAUGUGAAGAUAUGUGCCAGCAAUCCUUGUGAGAAUGGAGGCACUUGUGUUGAAGACCCCAGUGGAGAGUUUCACUGUAGCUGUCCAUUGCCAUACUCUGGCUCUCGCUGUGAGAACGGCAUCCUGCCGGACGAUCCUUGUGCAUCCCAGCCAUGUGCUAAUGGUUUGUGUAUGCCAAAUAAUCAAGGGUACAUCUGCAACUGCUCUGCACAAAUUGCUGGAAACAGAUGUCAGAAUGCAUGCUCUCCCAAUGCAUGUCGCGAAGGUUUUGAAUGUUCAAUUGCGGGAAACUCCAUCCACUGUGAGCGCAACACCUCCCCUUCUUAUGUGGAAAUUGCAGAGAUCUGUGCAGGCAUACUGGGGCUUGUCCUCCUCGUCGUGGCCUUUGUGUGUUUCCGAAAACACUAUGUCAGCCAUAAGAAGCACAAGUCUGGCUGCGUGCAGGAUUCCAACGGCUACUUCCCAACGUUGCCUAAAAGCAUGAUGAAAGAAACUGAGAUCAGCUCUCCUAUGGAGAUCAGCACACUGAUUGGCUCCACAGGUGAUCUGGAUAACAGUCCAUUUCGUUCCCUCAAACCUCGUGAACAGCGGGAGCUCGGCCCUCAGGUUGGCCCUCGGUCCCAGAGGCCUCAGGGUCCUGUGAUUUGCAGCGUGGCCCCCAAUCUACCUCCUCCACCCUCCACCAGCUCUGAUAAUGACUCUAUUAUGAAAAACAACUGGGAGCACGACUACGAAGUGUAUCCUGCUGAUCCUGACUACUACGGCCGACCCACGGUUCAAGAGUUCCCACAGUUUGACAUUGUGGAAAGCACCUACUCGACGGCUACCACAGAGUCGCGCAGGAACUCUCGUUUCGGAGGCUUCCCUUUCCCACUGGACCGUGCUGACCGCCGCGCUCCAUUACCCCCUUGUUACAGCAAUCAGAAUUUAGAUGACUUCUUGGGGCCGGAUGGUCUGCCGCUGCCCAGCUCUCAGUGCCCUAACGAGUACACUGCCAUAAGCUACUACCCUACUCAGCACACUUGUAGCCUGGACAACGUCUCCAGUGGCUAUAAGAGGCUCAGUGUGCGUUUGAGCGUGGCUCAGCCUUCAUACGCGGACGGCGACGGAUCCACACGGCCUGGAUCUACUAGAAGGACGCCUCACAGUUAUGCUGACUCAGAUAUGGUGGAGAGCGACUAUGGCAGCUGUGAGGAGGUCAUGUUCUAAGAGACUGCGGUGGAUCAAAGGUCCCGUAUGAGUGGGGUUAUAGAGGGGAAGCUCAUCUCGUACAUAUAGUAUAUGAAGCUCAACGGCUGAAAGCCACAGAAGCACUAUCAGUAUUAAUAGUCACUUUCAGGGAAAACAAAUACAUCUGUGUGAAAUGCAACGUUCCUCAUUGUUUGCCCUUUAGGAAUCUGUAGAAUUAUUGCAUGACCUUAAAACGCCUACGGUGUGGUUAUAAAUGAUGUUAUUAGUGUUUAGAGAUAAUGCGGCCUCAUUUGGUAUUGCGAGUUCAAUCGCACCCCAUCCAGUUUGGUUGGAAAAAGUAUGUUAUGUUCAGCGCAUGUGUUAAUUGACUGAUUGUAGUGUUGCAUGUCAUUAUCAGAAUGGAAUCCAGCUGUGGGAUGGAUGAUUAUUUUUGUAAAACAUACGAGCCCAUAUGUGCUCACCCAAAAUAGUGUACUAUGAAAUUUGAUGUUUU
Sinocyclocheilus grahami is the source of this 13694-nucleotide messenger RNA. RefSeq names its product protocadherin Fat 2-like. Gene Ontology annotation, molecular function: calcium ion binding. Gene Ontology annotation, biological process: homophilic cell-cell adhesion. Gene Ontology annotation, cellular component: plasma membrane; adherens junction. NCBI's taxonomy places the organism in Eukaryota, Metazoa, Chordata, Actinopteri, Cypriniformes, Cyprinidae. The record is from RefSeq and is a predicted model, not a curated record. The transcript has 26 exons.